Molecule: messenger RNA, 849 nt
Organism: Suricata suricatta (meerkat)
Lineage: Eukaryota; Metazoa; Chordata; Mammalia; Carnivora; Herpestidae
Product: serine/arginine repetitive matrix protein 5-like
Exons: 1
Source: RefSeq, a predicted model, not a curated record
ACCAAGGCCAGCAAGGCCAGCACAGAGACCAAGGCCAGCAAGGCCAGCACUGACACCAGGGCCAGCAAGGCCAGUGGGGUAAGACGCCGGCAGCAGAGGGGCACACACAGCCGGGGCAGAACUCCCGGAAGAAGGGGAAGCUGCAGCUCCAAGAGGUCAUCCAGCAGGGCCAGCACUACCAGCAGGAUGAGAACUCAUGGUGCCACCCCAGGUGCACCCAACAGGGUGAGAACUCCUACUUCCUGGAAAAACCAGAGUGGGGGCAAGAGUCGCAGCCGUCCUAGAAACAACAACCGGGAAAGAAGUAACAGCCAACUUAGAAAUGUGAGCAGAGAGAAGAGUAACAGCCCACCAGGAGCCUCAGGCUUGGAGAGGAGUUCCGGGCCGGCUAUAAUCCCAGGCAGAGCAAAGAGUUACAGCCCCACUGGAACUCCCUUCAAGGAGAGAGGUUCCAGCCAGUCUCCGUCAACAUCAAGGAGGGUAAAGAGCUAUACUCAGAUGAUCACCCCUAGCAGGGAAUGGAGUUACAGCCCAACUGAAGUAUCCAGCAAGGCCAAGAGUUACACCCAGGAGACUGCACCCGGCAGGACCCAGAGUCACAGCUGGUCUAGCACUCCCAGCAGGACCCGAAGUGAGAGCCGGUCUAGCACCCCCGGCAGGACCGGAAGUGAGAGCUGGUCUAAAAUGCCCAGAUGGGCAAGAAGUCACAGCACGGUGAGAAGUCAGAGUUGGAAGAGAAGUCACAGUAGGGCAAGAAGUCGGACCCGGAAAGGAACUCCCAGUCAGAUGAAAAGACACAGCCGAUCUAGAACCCACAGCAACGGGGAAAGCUAUAACCAAUCUAGAAUC